Messenger RNA from Annulohypoxylon maeteangense, 1896 nucleotides. RefSeq lists its product as uncharacterized. The record is from RefSeq and is a predicted model, not a curated record. Gene Ontology annotation, cellular component: nucleus. NCBI's taxonomy places the organism in Eukaryota, Fungi, Ascomycota, Sordariomycetes, Xylariales, Hypoxylaceae. The transcript has a single exon. Gene Ontology annotation, molecular function: transcription coregulator activity; RNA polymerase binding. Bases 68 to 1819 code for a protein of 583 amino acids.
GCCUAAGUGUUUAUUCAACAUCAUUCUCCAGUACUCUAUUUCUAACCCUACCUCAUACUCUACAAAUAUGCUGAAGUCGACGUAUAAACCUUCCCCGAACCUCCCUCCGCCUCUCCCUCCUGAUUGGACAGAGCAUAAAGCACCCACGGGUCAUACUUAUUAUUACAACGCGAAGACGAAAGAAUCAACAUAUACACGACCGGCUGCGCCAUCAACUUUAACAGCAGAAGUCGUUUCUCAACUAGCUCCACCUCCUUCCCGUGAUCCUCACGCGAGUUUUUUCCAGUACUCGACCGUACCCCAACUCUCAGAUCCUGCAACUGCGAACGCCUUCCUCGCCCAGUAUGACCCAUCACGACAACGCCAGGCGCAACAGCAGCAACAUGGGGGUCGUGACGGACAUCGUGGGACCCAAGAUGGAAGAGGGGAUCGCCCGCGCCCGCAACCGACCGACAAGCCAAAGUCUAAGCUCGCCAUUCCAGGUUGUGAGCCGUGGCUGCUGGUAUACACCAAGUACGGUCGCCGGUUCGCGUAUAAUCCCGUCAAGAACGCCAGCUACUGGAGGAUACCUGAAAAGAUAAUGAAAGGCGUACUGGAGUUGGAUAUUAAGGGUGCUCAGGAAAAGGCCGCCGGUGCUCAAGGCCAAAGAAAAUUUAUCGAGGGAUCUACAUCUAUGGAACCUCAAAGAGAAGCUUCCGUUGAUGCUGCAGCAAAGGAAGCAGAAGAACAUGUUGAUCUAGAUUCCGAUUACGAAGAAGUGGAAGUUACGGAUGACGAAGGUGAAGGAGACGAUGAAGGAGAUGAUGCGGAUGAGCACCAUUCAAAACGCCAGCGUACAGAAGAACCCGCAGGGAACAUGCCAGUUGAGUUCAACGAGGACGACUUUGCCUACCAAUUACAGGCUAUGGGUGAUGAUUAUGGUCUCGACCCCGGGGAAUAUGACGAUGGGGACCCGGACGCGUGGCCCGAAGGUGCUGAGGGCCUACCUCUUUCCGAUACAGACGCACAAGAGCUAUUUAAGGAUCUACUGAACGACUAUGGUAUCAAUCCCUAUUCGCCUUGGGAGAAACUCGUCGAGGAGGGUCGUAUCAUCGACGACUCGCGAUACACUGUGCUCAACACCACGAAAGCCCGCAAGGAGGUAUGGGAGGAGUGGAGCCGUGAACGAAUACAAAUCUUGAAAGAACAACGUGCCAAGGAAGAAAAGAAAGAUCCUAAAAUUCCCUACCUCGCAUUUUUACAGCAGAAGGCAACACCCAAGCUGUAUUGGCCCGAAUUCCGCCGCAAGUAUAAAAAGGAAGCGCCCAUGCGCGAUUCUUCCCUCAGCGACCGCGAUCGCGAGAAGUGGUAUCGCGAGCAUAUAAAUCGACUAAAACUCCCCUCAGAAACCCUUAAGAAAGACCUAAUUACACUACUACGUAGCGUAUCCCUUCGCGCCCUCAACAAGACGACUCAUCUAGCAAACCUCCCUCCCCAAAUACUCGCAGACGUGCGAUACAUUAGUCUAGACUCGCUAAUCCGAGACCCCCUAAUCGAAACAUACAUCCAAACGCUAGAACCGCCACCCACAGAAGAUAGAAUUGAAGAGGACGAGACAGCGCAAAAGGCUACGGAGGAGCGGAGGAAGCGGGAGAAGGCUCUCGACGAGCGCGAACGCGUUGUGGCCGAGGAAAAGCGCCGGCAAAAACGACAGCUUGAGUACGGGAAGGCCGCCCUAAGAGAGGAAGAGCGGGAAUUAGAGAAGGCUAUGAAUGUAGGGAAGAAGGGUUUGCAAAGUCAAUUAUUAGCUGCGCAAAAGGCCGGCGAGACCGGUGAGUAACUUUACUCUUUCGGUACAUGAUUACAUUUACAACAGGUUCCAAAUAUAUGAGAUCCAGCCAUAGCCAAAUACCUGCG